CGGCCGGAGCACUGACAUAGUCAUGUGACUCGGGAAACCAAAGCCAUUCCCUUCAAUGUCAGGGAGUAACUGUGAGACGUGCGGCGAAGACUGUUGCGCGUAGCUGUAGUGACGUCACCGCCGACACGCCCACACCUCGCGUGCACUCAGGGCAAUGUUCUAUUGACCGAACAUAGAAUACCGGGAAACUCCAGCAGUGAUCGAUUACUUCCAAUACUAAUGUAUUCGGGACGAAUAGGGCCCGCCCUUCAGGACAGCGUAUGUGACGUCUGCCAAUGGGCCUGAGUAAGCUCGAUGUACUGUACAGGCGGCUGCUUCUCACUAAAUUUUUCAUCAGUGGAUGGGGGAACCCAGAACAUCUUAAAAGAAUAUUUGAAUUUCGGAAGAUUAUUGGAAACAGAGAGAAAUGCCAGCACUUGGUGCCAAAAGACUACCCGGUGUACAUUGACAAGGUUGAAGAUCAAACAGACUGCAGGAUUCUUGAUGGGUACUUCACAUCUCCACUGGUUCAUUAUGUACCAGAUGUCAUGCCUGCUGAAACCGUUACUGCAAGAUUCCAAUUCAUAGUCCCCAAAGAAUGGAAGAGCAAAUACAGACCAGUCUGUAUCCAUUUGGCUGGCACAGGAGAUCAUUAUUACUGGAGAAGACGAACUUUAAUGGCACGUCCUAUGCUCAAAGAGGCUGGUAUAGCGUCCCUUUUAUUAGAAAAUCCAUAUUAUGGCUGCAGAAAGCCAAAGGACCAACUGAGAUCAAGUUUAAAGAAUGUGUCUGACCUGUUUGUAAUGGGAGGAGCCCUGGUGCUAGAGUCUGCUGCCUUGCUACACUGGCUGGAGAGGGAAGGAUAUGGGCCCCUAGGAAUGACUGGUAUAUCAAUGGGAGGCCAUAUGGCUUCAUUAGCAGUAACGAAUUGGCCUAAACCAAUUCCACUAGUCCCAUGUCUUUCCUGGUCAACAGCUUCUGGAGUCUUCACAACGGGAGUUUUAAGUAAAGCUGUUAACUGGAGAGAGCUGGAAAAGCAAUACUGCACACAGUCCAUCUAUGAAGAGGAGAUUAUACAUAUGCUCGAGUACUGCGGGACAGAUUCCUUCAAAAUGGGACAAGAGUUUGUAAAGAAUUUUCCAAGCAGUGUUGACAGCCUGACCCACAUAAAUUUUGCCUCCAAACUUUUCCGCCUUAAAAGAAAAAGGGAACCAAUACCAAAUGAUCCUGUUCAGCCUUUCCAGACCAGCAGCAAUGCCAGUGGAAUCUUAUUCCAAGGGGAUUCUAAGAUGUCAUAUGUUAACCAAGCACUGUCUGGGGGGAAAGAGAGCCUUACAAAAGCAAUGGAAAAGGGGCAGGCACGAAGAGACGAGAAGAGGAGGGCUGAAACUCUUCAAAAUGAGUCUCUAUUGUUCAUGAAAGGUGUCAUGGAUGAAUGUACACACGUUGCCAAUUUUUCAGUCCCAGUAGAUCCAAGUCUAAUUAUAGUCGUCCAAGCCAAAGAGGAUGCCUAUGUUCCCCGGAUUGGUGUACGCAGUCUCGGAGAGAUCUGGCCUGACUGUGAGAUCAGAUAUCUGGAAGGUGGUCAUGUUAGUGCCUACCUCUUCAAACAAGGGCUAUUCAGGCAAGCGAUCUAUGACGCCUUUAGUCGCUUUCUACAGAAGUAUCCAAUGUGAUGAUGUGCGUUCAAGAGAGUCUCACACCGUCCUUCUACAGAAGACUUGAUGCUCGUGACUUGUUCAGAAAGGACAUGCCAACACCAAUCCAUCUGUCUCUUCAACUAGGCAUUUGUGGUUCUUGUGAAAGGACACUCUUCGCACAGAAGGAAAUAUAAAGUGACUGUCUUGAUGAUGGCACAGUUGUGUCCUCUGCAUAUAGUAAACUCACAUGAACUUAUGUGGUAACAACACAUGCCAAUUUUGAAUUGGUUACAUUUUUUGAAACUAUAUUUGACAAGUUGUUUUUCAGAUUUCUCUUUAUAUUGUGUAAAAAAUGAGAACCCUCAAAUUUUUGGAAUCCAUUUUUAGCUUUUAUUUGAACAAUCUAAUAAGCUGAAUUAACUCAAUGAGUUAUCCCAUACAUGUACUACCUGCACUUCUGCAAAUAACUGAAUGUACUUUCAAUUAACUCUAUGUAAGAAUCUACUGCACAAUACCAUCUGAUUGUAAACUGACGGCAGCAGAGUACUCCUGAUGAAUGAAGUGCCUAACGUCACAGAAUACAUUAUGAAAAUUUGCUUGAUGUUAAUUCUUAUUAUAUCACUUACCCUGUUGAGUUGAACAAUCAGAUUUUAAAGGAACACUGUACUGUUAUGAAUACUAGCUCAUUCCUAAUACGAUCAAAGCCAAGUGAAUAUUUAGAUAUUGCUCCUGCAUUCCGCUUUCAACUGUAAAAUAAAAAGGGUAGGCUGGGGGGUGCCACGUUGCUUAGAAACUCUUGGUGCUGCCUUAUGUUCUUCCACCUGCAGCAUCAACAUGGACGUGUCUGUUCCACAAUGAUGGCCCAAUCCAAUACUCUUCAGAGAGGAGCACUGGGAACAAGAUUCAUGUGUGCGGCCAAUCAAAUGCUUCCUACAGGAUAGCAAUGCAUCCAGUGCUUCCUUAUAAGUUUCAUGUGAUGACCUUUGACAUCCUCAUGAACCUCGAAUAUAACAUAACUGAGUGAAACUCGAAUGUUGAAGAGCAAGUGCCUCUAGUGGCUGUUGGGAAGAUAGCCACUAAAGGUGUGUUUAACACUUCAAUGUAAACAAUGUUGUUUCUACAAAACUGCAAUGUUUACGUUCCAAAGCUUAAACUGCUACUUACUAGUGCAUCUAAUGGUCCUUCAAUCAAGCUACUCCCAUACAGACCGCUAUUACCAUAGUUUUGCUUAUGUAUUAAUUUACCUGUGUGUCAACUCCCAGAACUCCUAGGUAGGGACUCGGAAAUGGUAGGAAGAGACACCAUACUUAUCAGGCCACAUUGAUACAUUGGAGUGGAAAAGAUUGUUCUUGUACAUAAUGUGGGUCUUUGACAAAAAAGGCACCAAAAAAGGUACCACUCAUUUCAACCCAUGUUUCUAUUAAUUUUCCUAAAUAACUAAUAUGCCAUUCUUUGAUUUCAUAUUCCCUUUAAAAAAUAUAUAUAUAUAUUUUUUUUAUGAAUAUAAUUUUUAAAUGCCUUAUACUUUAUUCCAUUUUUAAUUAAAAUGAAACAUUUCUGUGUAUUUCAUAAUCAUUCUUUGAAUUACUGCAAUAAAUUAAUUCCCACGUUUCUACUGUUUCCUGGGUAGACCUUCUUUCCAUCCUGCCCUCCACAAAUUUGAUUUACUUAAUGAAAGGUUGAUUUAGAUUAAUUUAUAAGUAUUUAUUUCAAAAAGAUCUUGUGUUAAUUCAUCACCAAGUUUACCAGUGUAAUUGCAACAGAAAAGGUGAAAUAAACUUGUGCAGAAUCUU
Molecule: messenger RNA, 3412 nt
Organism: Pelobates fuscus (common spadefoot toad)
Lineage: Eukaryota; Metazoa; Chordata; Amphibia; Anura; Pelobatidae
Gene: ABHD18
Product: abhydrolase domain containing 18
Exons: 13
Coding region: 276-1655 (459 amino acids)
Source: RefSeq, a predicted model, not a curated record